UGAUCCAAUGAGCGUAUGAAGGCAGCAUAGGAGACAGAACUAAUCUGUGUCUAUCCCACUUAUUACAGAGCAUAAUUGGAAAUGUGUUUUGAAUUAAGCCAAGUACUAAUCACUUUCUCCACUGUAGUGUUGUAGAGGGUUAGAAAGAUGGAGUGGGUGAAAGUAGGACACAUGUGGCUUGACUUACUGGCCUGCCGUGCUGACACAUGCAGAGUCACUCCAGAUGGUUUUAAAAUAUUUUAUGUAGAAUAACAGCAGGAGCAAAAGCACUGCACUUUGGACGCCUGUAUCCAUCAAUCUGACUCAAUUACAGUAAAUGGUCUGCACUUAUAUAGUGCUUUUAUCCAAAGCGCUUUACACUGUGUCACAUUCACCCAUUCACACACACACACACACCAAUGGUAGCAGAGCUGCCAUGCAAGGCACUAACUUGCCAUCGGGAGCAACUUGGGGUUCAGUGUCUUGCCCAAGGACACUUCAGCAUGUGGAGUCAUGUGGACCGGGAAUCGAACCGCCAACCCUAUGAUUAGCGCACAACCCGCACUACCACCUGAUCCACAGCCGCCCACCCAAUUAUAAACCUGUGUAUACUCCCAAGGUCUUUAAUACGUAUCAUGCACUCUUAGAUUCACUCUUAUCAAGCACUAUUUAUGGUUCACGGGUUCCCUUACCCCUGUGUCCUGUGUUGGACCAGGGAUGAGGUUCUGUGCUCUGGGAGAACCCUUAAAAGUUCUCACAACAAUGGUUUAAAAAGCAAAGAACCAUUAACUCUCCAAAACACUCCAUAUUUCUAACACUGUGUAAACUUUUCAGAAGUUUGAAUCAUUUUCAGUGUAUUUCUUUGCUUUUUUGUCCUUUUUUCUUCUUCUUCCUACUUACAUGUUACUUGCUGUAGUAUAUUGUAAUUUUGAUACAUGUAUUUUAUUUUGAUGUUCAUUUCAUUGAUUUUUUUUUUUUUUUAGAAAGGUUUUAUUUAUUUAUUUAUUUAUUUUUUUUUUAAAGCUUUAAUUAGUUUGGUUAACAUGUGCUGUAUUUAAACGUGCCUUAUAAUUAAACCUUGGCUUGUAAGGAUGACGUCAAGUCAUCCUUGAGAAAGCAAAGUCCGAAACAGUAAAACACACACACACACACACACGCACACUCCUGAGACGCGAAACGCCCACCAGCCCACUCUUUUACAGUCUCCCCCUUUUCCUUUCUGACAGUCAACAGGAAGACUGUGCCGAGCCUGCCAAAAAGACGCGAGGGAGAGUAAGAGAGUGAGAGAGAGAGAGAAAUCCAAACUCCAGGCUGCUUCUCCCAGCUAGACCAAAAAGACAAUAGGAGACCAGAGACCUGCUGCGUAUUAGAGAGAGACGAAUAACAUCUCCAGGAAUUUGCACGCGAGAAUAAGAAACCCCCACAAAACCGAUCCGAUGUCUAACAAGCGUCCCAAAGCAGAAAAAACAGAAAAGGCAAAAAUGGCGCAGAGACUAAGCCGCGAUCUGACUUGCUCAAUCUGCCUGGAUUUAUUCAAGCAGCCCGUGUCUCUCCCAUGCGAUCACACGUUCUGCCACUCCUGCAUUACUAACUACUGGAGCGGCGGAGGCGGUGGCGCAGGCACGCGCGCACCCGGACAACCUGGCACCGGUUCAUCCGGCUCGUGCCCUCAGUGCCGCAAAGUUUUCCCCGGUCAUAGUUACCGGCCCAACCGCAUCGUGGCCAACAUCGUGGAGAGUUACAGCCGGGAGAUCGUGGAGGAGAGCGCGAGCGCCGCGGGCAGCACAGCGAGCUUCGCACCGCGUUGCGCGCGACACCGCGAGGAGCUCAAGCUGUACUGCGAAGAGGAGCACGAGCUCGUGUGUCUCGUCUGCGCCGUAUCUCAAGAGCAUCGGUCUCACGCGCUGGUCUGUGUCGACGAGGCGGAGCAGAAAUACAGGAAGUCACUGAGCAGCUCAGUCACGGCACUUCAGGCGGAGCUGAACACGGCACUGGAGUGUGAGAGAGAGACUGAGGAUGAGGUGAGGAAACUGAAGGAACACACUGCAGACCUCAAGCAGCGUAUCGAGGCUCAGUUUAGUGACCUCCACCAGUUCUUGUAUCAGGAGGAGAAAAUGCUGCAGGUCAAGCUGAAGACAGAGGAGCGUCGGGAGCUGAUCCGGCUGGACGAGCACAAAGCACUGCUGUGUGUGGAGAUAUCACGAUUGCGGCGUGCUCUCUCAGAGAUUGAGGAAAAACUAAGAGAGCAUGAUCCAUACACACUGCUGCGGAACAUAAAGACUCUCCUUCAAAGGCAGCCACUGAAGUUUGAGAAACCGUCUCUGACACCGCCACAGCUGUGUGAAGGUCGAUUUGCUGGGCCGCUUCAGUACCGAGUCUGGAAAUCUCUCAUAGGCAGCCUCUAUCCAGUACCUUCAGCCAUCACCUUCAACUCAAGCACAGCGAACCCAUGGCUGAGCGUGACCCCAUCACUCACCUGUGUGCGCUACCAGACCUUCAACAGCUCUGCACGGGACAACCCACAGCGCUUCGACGCCGCUCUGUCCCUGCUCGGCAGUCAAGGAUUCACCCAUGGAUGCCACUACUGGGAAAUUGAGGUGUCCAGCAGCGCUGUGUGGACAGUGGGCGUGGCACGAGAAUCUGUCGCCAGGAAAGGUGUGAUCAAAGCUCUGCCAGCCAACGGCUUCUGGACCGUCUCGCUCUCCUAUGGUGUGCAGUACAUGGCGGGGACGUGGCCUCCCACUGUCCUGUCCUUGGAUGAGCAGUUGGAGCGCAUCGGUGUGUACCUGGACUAUAAGAGAGGCCUUGUGUCGUUCUACAACGCCGAGAGCAUGACGCACCUCUACACGUUCCGCGACACCUUUAACGAGACGCUCUAUCCUUACUUCAACCUCGGCUUUCUGGAUAAAGUGCACGAGAAUGAGCCGCUUAAAGUGUUCAUGCCCAAAAUAUGAGCCUGAAUUUGGGUGCUAAUACUAAAAUGAGUGCAGUGUAGGGACUACACAAAACCUUGAUUGCACAACCAAGGGAUGGUUUAUUGAAUCAGUUAUCAAAUUAUGCAUUCUUCUUAAUUAUAUUAUUGAUAUAUUAUAUGAUAUUAUUCAGGAAUCUGGACUGGAUGGAAACUAAAUGUAAGGGAGAAACCUUUGUUGUGAGAGUAGAGAAUAGAGGAUUGAUCCAAGAAUUUUACUAGUGACAGUAAUUUGGGUUUGUUGCUUUACUGUGUCAUAACUAAUUUCCGUAUUAUUUAGAAAGUUCAACUCAAAGUCAAAGGAAAUGACGUCGUCUCUAAAAUGGUGGUGCUCUUAGACUUUUAGACCUCGUAGUAGACCAGGCUGGACCUGGUGUAGAUAUGAAUCUUCAGUAAGACUGCUGAUUCUUGGUUAGUUUCUGUGUUUUUUUUUUACACUCAAUAUCUAUGGAGCAGGAAUCUGAAUUAUACACUAUGUGCCCAAAAGUUUGUGGACACCUGACCACCAGACCCAUAUCUGCUGCUAUGACAGUCUUCGCUCUUCUGUGAAGGCUUUCCACUAGAUUUUGGAGUGUGUGGCUGUGGGGAUUUUUGAUCAUUCAGCCACAAGAGCAUUAAUGAGGUCAGGCAGUGAUGUUGGGUGAGGAGACCUGGCGUGCAGUCAGCGUUCCAGUUCAUCCCAAAGGACUUCAGUGGGGUUGAGGUCACGGCUCAGUGCAGGACACUCGAGUUAUUCCAUUCCAACCUUGGCAAACCAUGUCUUCAUGGAGCUCGCUUUGUUCACUGGGGCAUUGUCAUGCUGGAACAGGUUCGAGUCUCUUAGUUCCAGUGAAGGGAAACGAAUGCUACAGCACACAAAUACAUUGUAUACAGUUGUGUGGUUCCAACUUUGUGGCAACAGUUUGGGGAAGAACAACAUACAGAAGUGAUAGGUGUCCACAUACAUUUGGCCACAUAGUGUACGUACUAGAGUGUGUGUGAAUUCAGUUGCGGUGCCUUAAAUAAUUUAUCAGAACAAUAUUGGAACCUCUUUUUCUGAUUGACUCUUUAAAAAGGGCUUUAAAUGUUGUGUAUUCAUGAUAUCAUCUAGACCUCUAUAGCAUAUCAUGUUAUAAAUGUAAUAUACAUAUACACAUUAUAAUAUCAGGGUAUACUGGUAUGCUAAUCAAUCUAAUGGAAAUGCAGCGCAGUAUUAUUGUAUUUUGUGUUGUAAAUAUCUGAUUUUUUAAAAUGAUAAACCAGUGGAUCUGUUCAACAGCGGUUUUGGAGUCUGGAGAGUUUUUAUAUGUUAAAAAAAAAACCCUGAAAGGUUAUAUAUGAGGAGAAAUACACUAAAGUGCUGAGAUCUCUUGUAAUAAUCUUACAUCACCAUCAAGUGCUAUGAAAGCAUCACAGUGUUCAAUGAUAUCAUUUAAACAGAUUAAUAAAAAAAUAAAAUGUACCAGCAAAUCUUAACAA
Ictalurus furcatus (blue catfish) is the source of this 4408-nucleotide messenger RNA. RefSeq names its product tripartite motif containing 69 (gene trim69). The transcript has 6 exons. The record is from RefSeq and is a predicted model, not a curated record. Gene Ontology annotation, molecular function: zinc ion binding; protein binding. Lineage: Eukaryota; Metazoa; Chordata; Actinopteri; Siluriformes; Ictaluridae. Bases 1416 to 2933 code for a protein of 505 amino acids.